Messenger RNA from Cooperia oncophora, 726 nucleotides. NCBI's taxonomy places the organism in Eukaryota, Metazoa, Nematoda, Chromadorea, Rhabditida, Trichostrongylidae. The record is from the annotation of a GenBank genome assembly.
AUGUACACAGCGGUUGAAACGGAAUUCGGGCUGAAUAUGCUCCGAAAUGCGCCCGUCAACGAUUCCCUGGUUGUGUCGCCAAUCUCUGUGAUUUUUGCCUUGGCGAUGGUCCACGCGGGUGCAAAAGGCUCUACGAAAUCUCAAAUCAGCUCCAUCAUUUCUAAAGGUUUCGUCCAAGGUUUCCUCCAACAAUCCUUAGGCCCCAUACCAGAGAGCGACAUCGAGGAGCACUAUUCGAAACUCUCCAGCCAGAUAAUGAAUGCAAGCCAUGGUGUGAAGAGCCGAAUAGCUAAUGGAUUUUUUCUGAACAAAGAGUUCCAAAUCGAAAAGGAUUAUGAGCAAGCUGUCGAAAAGAAGUACGGCGCUAAAGUAGAAGCACUGGACUUCGGCCAAGCAGAGGAGGCUGCUAAGGUCAUUGACGACUUCAUAAGUAAGACGACGGACGGAAAAAUCCAGGACAUGGUGAACGCAGCCACUGUUGAAGGUGCAUACUCACUUAUUGUCAACGCAAUCUAUUUCACGGCUGACUGGGCAUCGAAAUUCUACAGAAGCUCGAAUUCAAAUGGAACAUUCCACAGCGCCGAAGGAAUUGAAAGACAGGUAGAAUACAUGAAUGAUUACGAUGUGCACCGAUUCUACGCUGAAGACGACGACCUUCAAGUGCUUUCCCUCCAGUAUGCAGACACUUCGUUCGCAUUCAAUAUCUUCCUACCCAAAAUUAGGUGA